GCUCUAGAUCUCUUUCAUCUCUAUCUCUUUCUUUCAACUUCAUUUUUGAGCACUACAAUUUUGUUUCUAGCAAAAAUAACUAGCGUUUUACAAAAGAAUUUGAGAGCUUAAUUUUUUUGGCAGUAACUAGAAGGCAUAGUUGUGUUUGGGUGGUAGUAUAAGAGAUUUGCGAUGGGAGAUAUCUGCUAUGGUGUGGUGAGUAAGAAGGGGAAGUCACCACCGUGCGAAUCGAGUCAGCGAGCGGCGAGGCUUCGGCGAAUAGAGAUUCGCCGUUGCAAGCCCAGUGUAGCGACGCCUGAGAGAGAGAACGGACAGAAGCGUCAGAAGUUGGAACACACUCCGUCUUCGGAGUUGCUUUCACGUGACUGCGAGAACGCCGUUGAGAACUCUAUUUGGAACGGUGAACAAAUUGGUUCGGGGAACGGAAAAUCGGAGGCAAAGAAGAUCUCUGUUGCAAAACAGUCUUCGAUUAUGCAUCCAAAGUUCGGUUCUGCCUCGGUUUGUGGGAAGAGGAGGGAUAUGGAGGACGCGGUGGCUCUUCAUCCGAACUUUUGGCGGAAAGGAGAUGGAUUACACUACUUCGGCGUUUAUGACGGCCAUGGAUGUUCUCAUGUGGCGACGAAGUGUAAGGAUCGAUUACACGAGCUGGUGAAGGAAGAGUUGGAAAGCCGCGAAGGAUUAACGGACUGGGAGAGCGCGAUGGAGCGAAGCUUCUUUCGCAUGGAUAGAGAGGUGGCUGUACGGGACGCCGACGUUUCAAGCCCAAACUGCCGGUGUAAGCUUCAACCGCCGGCGUGCAACACCGUUGGAUCAACGGCUGUGGUCUCGAUCAUAACGCCUGAUAAGAUUAUCAUCGCAAAUUGCGGUGAUUCUAGAGCAGUUUUAUGUCGAAAUGGCAGCGCUGUCCCUCUCUCGGUCGAUCACAAGCCGAAUCGUCUUGAUGAGCUGAACCGGAUUCAAGCCGCCGGCGGACGAGUAAUCUACUGGGAUGGCCCGCGCGUUCUAGGAGUUCUUGCCAUGUCAAGAGCUAUUGGUGAUGACUAUCUGAAGCCGUAUGUGAUCUGUGAACCUGAGGUGACGAUAGUUGAUCGAACGGCAGGGGAUGAAUUUUUGAUACUGGCCAGCGAUGGACUCUGGGACGUGUUGACCAACGACACGGCCUGCGGCGUUGUUCGAUUGUGCCUGGGUCAUAGGGCAGCCGGCGGAGAAAUUUCCGAAAAAGCGUGCUCGGAUGCUUCCACGCUACUUGCGAGGGUGGCCUUGGCGAGGCAGAGCGCUGACAACGUGAGCGUCGUUGUGAUCAAUCUGAAGAAGAGAUAGUCCUUCACAUUUGUUCAGUUUUUAAUUUGUUAUUAUUUUAGUAGUUUAUUUGUUUUUUUUUUUUUCCUACUUAUUUUUAGAAAUAAAAGUUACUACUUCGGUCCCUUUUUAAUGGUCCA
Messenger RNA from Cornus florida, 1439 nucleotides. Its product is annotated as protein phosphatase 2C 37-like. Gene Ontology annotation, molecular function: cation binding; protein serine/threonine phosphatase activity. Gene Ontology annotation, biological process: protein dephosphorylation. The record is from RefSeq and is a predicted model, not a curated record. Bases 172 to 1320 code for a protein of 382 amino acids. The transcript is spliced from 4 exons. NCBI's taxonomy places the organism in Eukaryota, Viridiplantae, Streptophyta, Magnoliopsida, Cornales, Cornaceae. Gene Ontology annotation, cellular component: nucleus; cytosol.